Molecule: messenger RNA, 2373 nt
Organism: Alternaria atra
Lineage: Eukaryota; Fungi; Ascomycota; Dothideomycetes; Pleosporales; Pleosporaceae
Exons: 1
Coding region: 1-2373 (790 amino acids)
Cellular component (GO): VCP-NPL4-UFD1 AAA ATPase complex
Molecular function (GO): polyubiquitin modification-dependent protein binding
Source: RefSeq, a predicted model, not a curated record
AUGGAUUCGGAAACAGAGCCAGUAGAGCUGAAGUGGUCCGCUCAAUACGAACUCGCGCACGCAACCCGAAGCACGCUACCGGGCGACAAACUGCUCCUUCCACCGUCAGCGUUAGAGCAACUACUCGCCGCGGCGCCUGUCGUCAAUGUCGACGCGAACCGACCGCAUAUCACCGCCUUCGAUCCCUUCAACCCGUACACGUUCAACGCCGAACGCCACGCAAGACAACAGACGCAGGAUCGCUUCCAGCAGCUACCCCACCCACUUACCUUUCGACUUGUGAACCCGGACAAUGGCCGAGUUGUGCACGCAGGAAUACGCGAGUUCUCCGCAGAAGAGGGCGAGAUCGUGCUGAGCAGUUUCCUGAAAGAGGCAUUGGGAAUCAAGGCACAAUCCGCAGAACCCUCGAGGAACGCCAGUCCGAAUGGCCACGACGAAGGCGACGUGGCUAUGUCGAAUGGAGCAAGCCCGCUCGAGAGCAACGGCUUUGCAUCUACGAAAAUCACUGUGCAUGCCAAACAACUGCCCAAAGGCACCUUUGUAAAGCUACGGCCUCUCGAAGCUGGCUAUGACCCAGAAGACUGGAAAUCGCUACUUGAGGAGCAUCUGCGAUCCAACUUUACAACGUUAACAAACGGCGAGGUCUUGGUUGUAGACGGCGGUCGAGGGGCUGGUGGCAAGCGCGAACAGUUCCGUUUCCUUGUAGACGGUUUCAAGCCUGAAGGAGAUGGUAUCUGCGUGGUAGACACAGAUUUGGAGGUAGACAUCGAGGCCUUGAACGAAGAGCAGGCACGCGAAACAAUGAAGAGAAUAGCCGCAAAGAUGCACCGCGCACCCGGAACAUCACAAGGUAGUUCUACUGGCGGCACGGUUGAUAUAUUCAAUGCGCAACCUGGACAAGUACUCGAAGGAGAAUAUGUUGAUUUCGAGUUGUCAUCAUGGGACAGAUCCCAAGGACUGGAGAUACUCUUAGAUGAAGUCGACGAUGAGGAUGAGAUCGAUCUAUUCGUCAGCCCAUAUUCGUCACGGCAAAGAGCUCGCCCACGAGAAGACGAGCAUGUCUUCGCAGACUUGACAAGCCAGUUUCCGAAACGUAUACGCCUACGGCCUACAAACAUUGAACUCGACGAUGCAGAAGCUGUGUGGAUCUCAGUCCACGCAUACCCAUCCGGAUCACCCUCAAGCACACCCAAACCCUUCCGCUUGAAGGUGUCGAUUUAUGACCCCAAGACAGAAGCAGAAGAUAAGAUGGAAGAGGUCUCAGAGACGAAUGAGAUGACGAGACCGGACGAAGUAACUUGUCAAAAUUGCCGACAACGAGUACCCAAAGGCUCACUCUUUUUGCACGAGAACUUUUGUUUAAGAAACAACAUCCUUUGCCCCCAAGGUUGCGGCCAAGUUUUUCAGAAGCGCUCGCCAGCUUUUCAAAAUCAUUGGCAUUGUCCGCACGACACAUUCAGUGGUAAUACUCCAUUGAGCCGACAGAAACACGAUGCUCUCUACCAUACGCCGCAGGUGUGCUCAACGUGCGACAUGGAAUUCCCGUCGAUACCCAUGCUCUCACAUCACAAGACUACAGUUUGUCCUGGCAAACUGAUUCUUUGCCGCUUCUGUCACCUACAGGUUCCACAAGAAGGCGAUCCGAACGAUCAAUCUCCUGAACUUCUCCUCUCCGGUCUUACACCACACGAACUGGCAGAUGGCGGUCGAACAACGGAAUGUCACCUCUGUAACAAGAUUGUCCGCUUUAGAGACAUGGACACACAUCUGCGGCAUCACGACCUAGAACGCCUAUCCCGCCCACCACCACGCAUGUGCCGGAAUGUUAAUUGUGGCCGUACUCAAGAUGGCGCAAACAAGGCAGGCGACACGCGAGCUGGGACGCGCAAAGGCCAGGGUCCAGGCAACGAAAUUGGCCUGUGCAGUGUCUGUUUCGGACCUCUCUAUGUCUCUCUGCACGAUCCAGAAGGCAAAGCACUCCGUCGCCGCAUUGAGCGUCGUUACCUCUCUCAGCUACUUACCGGCUGUGGGAAAGCCUGGUGUAGGAACGAAUAUUGUCGCACUGGCCGUAAGAACCUAGGACAGGAAGACAAGUCUUUACCCACCAAAGACGCUAUACCGCUCGUGAAGCCGUUCUUGCAAGGCAUGGAUGGGAAGGGUUAUGACACCCCGCUGCACUUUUGCGUCGACGAGAGGACGCAGAAGUCUAGAACACUGGCUGAGAUGGUUGCCGCAGAAAAGGGCAUCGAGGGCAAGGGCGGAUACGGACUGGAGUGGUGUAUUGCUGCAAUGGAAGCUGAGGGUGGGGAUUUAGAUAAAGCAAGGAACUGGCUCAAGGGGUGGGCGCCCCAGAGAACGGAGGCUAGUGAGUGA